Molecule: messenger RNA, 1231 nt
Organism: Medicago truncatula (barrel medic)
Lineage: Eukaryota; Viridiplantae; Streptophyta; Magnoliopsida; Fabales; Fabaceae
Exons: 2
Coding region: 416-1117 (233 amino acids)
Source: RefSeq, a predicted model, not a curated record
UCACAGUCAAAAUUCAGACACAAUUGGAGAACGUGGUGCACUGCAUAGAUCCAUUUUUUCCUACUUUUUUGUUCCCUUUUGAUAUAAAUAAGAUGGAUUUUUAUUAUUUUAAUUUUGCAGACAACUUUACUGCUUUAAAGAACAAGAGAAGAGAGUCUUUAUUUAAUUAGGAAUGUUACAUGUUUUGUAGUGGAAGAAAAAAAAAAGACAAGUGUGCAUGUGUAGUUGUCAAAAGACAAAGAAAGUCGCUAAGUGUGUGUGAUAAUGAGGUGGAACUAAUUUGAAUUUCAUCACAACAGUUUUUGGAGUGUUGUGUUGUGGGGUAGCAUAGCACUACACUUUCAGAGGUAACAAUAAGGUUACUGAGUGAGUGGUGAAAGGUAAAGUUUGAUUUGAAGAAGCAAAGAGGAAGAAGAUGGAAAUAGAGGAUUUGGAUUAUGUUUUGGUUCCUGUUGGUAUAUUGGUGUUGUUAAUUUAUCAUGUUUGGCUUCUCUACACUAUAAUCCGACACCCUUCUAGCACUGUUAUUGGCUUGAAUGCUCAGUCUCGUUACCAGUGGACUCUUUUCAUGAUGUCUGAUCCAAUGAAAAAUGGGGUAUUGGCUGUUCAAACAAUCCGCAACAAUAUAAUGGCAUCUACUCUACUAGCUACAACAGCAAUCACACUAAGUUCACUAAUUGGAGUUUUUGCAAGCAAUGAGACAGAGACCAAAUUAGUUUUUGGCAACAAAACUUCCCUUAAUUCUUCAAUAAAACGCCUUUUUAUCUCAUUAUGCUUCCUUGUUGCAUUUCUAUGUAAUAUGCAAUCUAUAAGAUACUAUGCACAUGUGAGUUUCUUAAUCAAUACACCUGCACUCAAUGGCAAAAAGGAUUUUAUCGAAUAUGUUGCAAAAACAUUGAACCGUGGAAGUUAUUCUUGGUCUCUUGGUUUGAGGGCUUUCUACACGUCAAUUCCACUUGUCCUAUGGAUUUAUGGGCCCAUACCCAUGUUUAUUUGUUCUUGCUUCACAUCAUUUAUUUUGUACUUCUUGGAUACAACCACUCAAAUCACAAGGGAUCUUCACACUAAGUCCUUCAGGGAGAAGGAAAGUACUGAGGAAGAGGAUGCAUCAGCAUAGCUCCAUAUAUAUGUAACUGUUAUUAAACUUGAUAGUAACUAUGAUACUUUUUAUCUGUAGUAAUUUUUUCUAUAAUUACUAGUUACAAACCCGUGCUUCGCACGGGUUCAAUAA